AGAUAUAUUACUACAUAUGUAUACAUAAAAUGUAAUAUAAGAUAUACAAAAUUACUAAAUCCCUUUUCAUUGCAAAUUUAGUUUAUAUUCAACUUUUCAAGUCGUUAUCAAACAGCGACGUUAUUACGGAAAGGAGAGGCUCGUUUAUAACAGAAAAUUGCAGAUUGCUGGAAAGAAAUAUGUCUGGGAGUUUCUAUUUUGUCAUGGUUGGGCAUCAUGAUAAUCCUGUCUUUGAAAUGGAAUUCUUGCCUGCUGGAUGACCACCGGCAUCUGAACCAGUUCAUUGCGCAUGCAGCCCUCGAUUUGGUGGAUGAAAACAUGUGGCUGUCUAACAACAUGUACCUGAAAACUGUGGACAAGUUCAACGAGUGGUUCGUCUCUGCCUUUGUCACUGCAGGACAUAUGAGAUUCAUCAUGCUUCAUGAUGUACGACAAGAAGAUGGAAUCAAAAACUUCUUCAAUGACGUGUAUGAUUUAUACAUUAAGUUUGCAAUGAAUCCUUUCUAUGAAACCAAUGCUCCAAUCCGGUCGACGGCAUUUGACAGGAAAGUACAGUUCCUUGGAAAGAAGCACCUCUUGAGCUGAUGAACUAACCUGGACAACAUGGUUGUGUAGCUUUUUUAAUGUCUUCAUUGUGUGCAGUUUCCAGUUGAAAUAUGUUUUAAGACAUACAUAAUAUAAAAAUAAUUUGUCUAUGAUCACCUGUUGUAUGUCUUAUAAAUUCAGUAUGUAUUACUGAUACUUCCCAACCACUGUAUAAAAGCUAUUGUAAGCAUGGAACAUUGUUGCAUAAUGAAUGGAUGGUACACUAUAUAUAUAUUUACAAAAGUAUGUGGACACCCCUUCAAAUUUGUCGAUUCGGCAAUUUCAGCCACACCCAUUUUUUGACAGGUGUAUAAAAUC
Messenger RNA from Salvelinus namaycush (lake trout), 903 nucleotides. It is a transcript of the gene trappc2, whose product is annotated as trafficking protein particle complex 2. Gene Ontology annotation, biological process: endoplasmic reticulum to Golgi vesicle-mediated transport. Bases 217 to 585 code for a protein of 122 amino acids. Gene Ontology annotation, cellular component: cytoplasm; TRAPP complex; nucleus. The record is from RefSeq and is a predicted model, not a curated record. The transcript has 5 exons. NCBI's taxonomy places the organism in Eukaryota, Metazoa, Chordata, Actinopteri, Salmoniformes, Salmonidae.